CAGGGUCAUAAAUGAAGUUUUACAAGGAACUACAUUAAGUCUAGCGGUGUAUUCGAGUCUUUUGAAUUGUUGAAGCGUAUGUAGCCUUUCAGAUUCCCGUCGAAUUAAAUCAGCAUGCUCCCUCGCGCUCUGAGUGGCGCUGCUCGGUGCCUGAUGAAGCGCUGCUCGUCACAGAGAGUCUUCAGGACAGGGCGCAGGUUAGUUUUGGGCAUCGAGACGAGCUGCGAUGAGACCGGAGCGGCUGUGCUGGACGACACUGGACUGAUUCUGGGCGAAUCUCUGCAUUCUCAGAAACUGACACACCUUGAGGCGGGUGGAAUUAUCCCAACUGUGGCCCAACGCCUACACAGAGAAAACAUCUGUAGAGUUGUCCAGGAGGCCUUGGACAGAAGUGGCAUUGAACCCAGUGAACUCACAGCUGUGGCCACAACAGUGAAGCCUGGGCUUGCCCUUAGCUUAGGAAUCGGCUUGGAUUUCAGUCAGAAGUUUGUGAGACUUCACGAAAAGCUGUUCAUCCCUAUACACCAUAUGGAGGCACACGCCCUCACUGUAAGAAUGCUACACCCCGUAGACUUCCCUUUUCUUGUGCUCCUUGUCUCCGGGGGUCAUUCUCUUCUUGCAUUGGCCAAAGGAAUAGAUGAAUUUCUUCUGCUGGGGCAAACAUUGGAUGUAGCAGCCGGGGACACUUUAGAUAAGAUUGCUAGAAGACUUUCUCUUAGCAGUCGCCCAGAGUGCUCUUCUUUGAGCGGUGGACAAGCCAUAGAGCUUCUGGCAAAAGAAGGAGAUCGAUUCGCAUUUCAUUUCAAGUCACCCAUGGGGCAGCUCUACGACUGCAAUUUCUCUUUUGCUGGUUUGCGAAACCAGGUGACACUGGCAAUAAGCAAAAAAGAGAAAGAAGAAGGUGUUGAAAAAGGACAGUUAUUAUCAUGCGUCAAAGACAUCGCGGCUGCCUCACAACACACCGUGGCGUCUCAUAUAGCCAAACGAACACAUCGUGCCAUUUUGUUCUGUAAAUCCAAAGGUCUUCUACCACAGCAUAAUCCAACUCUGGUUGUUUCAGGGGGAGUAGCAAGUAAUGAAUACAUCAGACGGACUCUAAAAAUUGUCACAGAUGCCACUGGAUUGCAUCUGCUUUGCCCUCCAUCAAAGUUUUGCACUGAUAAUGGAGUCAUGAUUGCAUGGAAUGGUGUAGAGAGACUAAAGCAAGGAAAGGGGAUCAUGUCCCACACCGAAGAGAUCAACUAUGAACCCAAAGCACCACUUGGAUUAGACAUUACUUCAGAAGUUAAAGAUGCUGCAAUCAAAAUUCCCCCAUUAAAACUGAGGAUAAAUUCUCGACAUUGUGUUGAAAGGACAUUUCCUACAUAUUAAUAAAUGAUUAUUUAUUAAAAAAAAAUUCAAA
Carassius carassius (crucian carp) is the source of this 1402-nucleotide messenger RNA. It is a transcript of the gene osgepl1, whose product is annotated as O-sialoglycoprotein endopeptidase-like 1. The transcript is spliced from 7 exons. The record is from RefSeq and is a predicted model, not a curated record. Gene Ontology annotation, biological process: tRNA threonylcarbamoyladenosine modification. NCBI's taxonomy places the organism in Eukaryota, Metazoa, Chordata, Actinopteri, Cypriniformes, Cyprinidae. Bases 115 to 1371 code for a protein of 418 amino acids. Gene Ontology annotation, cellular component: mitochondrion.